This is a messenger RNA of Arachis stenosperma, 546 nucleotides long. RefSeq lists its product as uncharacterized. The record is from RefSeq and is a predicted model, not a curated record. The coding region runs from base 1 to 546 and encodes 181 amino acids. Lineage: Eukaryota; Viridiplantae; Streptophyta; Magnoliopsida; Fabales; Fabaceae. The transcript has a single exon.
AUGUGGGCGUAUAGGACGGCUUAUAAGACUCCGCUAAGGAUGAGCCCCUUUCGGAUUGUCUAUGGGAAGGCGUGCCACCUCCCGGUUGAAAUUGAACAUAAGGCCUAUUGGGCGGUCAAGCAAUGCAACAUGGACCUAACCAAGGUAGGCAUAGCAAGGAAGUUGCAAUUAGAAGAACUCGAAUGUCUUAGAUUGGAGGCCUAUGAGAAUGCAAGGAUCUAUAAGGAGAAGACUAAGGCUUUUCAUGAUCACCAUAUCCGCAAAAAAGAUUUCCAAGAGGGUGAUGAAGUUCUUCUAUACAAUUUGAGACUUAGGUUCAUGCCCGAAAAACUCCGUUCAAGGUGGGAUGGUCCCUUUAAAGUGAAGGAAGUGAAGCCUUAUGGAGUGGUUGAGCUAUUCCACCCUCAAAAUAGUGCAACAUUCAAAGUGAACGGCCACAGGGUAAAGAAGUAUCAUGGUUAUAAGUCACCAAAGGAAUUGGAGGUGUUCCUUCUUGAGGAUGCACCCAAAGGAAGAGAAUCUCGAGCUAAUGAACGUCCAACUUAA